AUGACGCAAGUCAGCGGCGGCUGCUGCAGCGGGAAGUUCGCCUGACGACCGUAAACAUCAACUGAACAUCAUGUAAACAACGCUGUUGGUUUUAUAUCAGACACAAAUGGGCUUUAAUGUGUUCGGGAGUUUAAAUGAACUCAGGAAUAAAACCAAAUGCUUUUAGGGAUUAAUGAUGGCGUCUAAAGUGUGGCAGCAUCCUUAUGUAAACAUAUUUAAGCAUGUGAAAGUGGAAGAAUGGCGGAAGGCCAGCAAAGAAGGAGAUGUCACAUGCUAUAUGGACAAGACACUCAAGUGCACCGUGUUCCGAAUCCGUGGUUCAGUUCCAGCCAGCAACUACAUCCUGAUUCCCAAAACCAGCAGCCAGUCUCUGGGCCUCACCGGUCGCUACCUGUACCUACUCUUCAGACCCUGUCCCAAUAAACACUUUGUAGUGCACUUAGAUGUGGUGGCUGAGGAAGGUCAGGUGAUCCGUGUGUCAUUCUCCAACCUGUUCAAGGAGUUUAAAUCCACAGCGACAUGGCUGCAGUUCCCUUUCCUGUGUUCAGCUGCACCUGACUCUGUUUACGAGAGCACAGCCAAGACAGCUAAACGCAGUCUGGUGGGUCCAGCUCCAGUGAGUGUCCGCUGGACGUGCUUGAUGAUGGACCUUCAUGACGUGCUUUCUGUCUACCUCAGAAGAACACACAGCCACUUGAAGAGCAUCAAACUCUGUGCCAACAUGGCUGUCAAAAAUCUGGUCACCAGCGACCUGCUGCUGGAUCCAGGUCUGUCGUUUUCAGAGUUCCGGCAGGCGGGCAUGGUGCUGCCUGAGGGAACGGCUCCUAUGCCUAGAGACAUGUGCUUUCCUGUGCCAAAAGGCAGCAGUUGGCAUCAGCUCUACGACUACAUCAGAUUUCCCUCAGAUGGUGCAAAGAUGCCAUUUGACUCUAUACAGAAAGGACAGAGCACACAAGCCUUAAGUCCACAACCCCUACAUGACAAAAGUCCUUAUCGAGAGGAAAGUUACAGUGUGGGCAUCAGUAAUCCGGUGCAGGACCGUGUCUCCCUCGUCCAGCAGAUCACCACACCUAAACCUCGUGCUAAGCAGCGCCCACUGCUGGACACCUCCAGUCUGCCCGAGCUCACCAAGGCACCUUCCGUAGAUGUAGGCAGCCUCAGAUUUACAGGUCGUAGGUCACAGUGUGAAGAGGAGGAGGAGGAGAGCAGGGUCGUGUGUGAUGAUGGAGACAGUAUACAUGUAUACGCUCACUAUGAGGAUGAUGACAUAAGCACCCAUUCAGCAGACAGUGAGGAAGUGGCAAAGUUGCACCCUGACCCUAUACUGAAGAUGAGCAGAAUCAUUGGCUUUGGUGGAGCAACAGUGAGAUGUGCUUUGUGGGCUUGUUACGGAGAAGAUGUGGUGUAUCCGUGUCAUGCCAUCAUUGUCAGUAUGAAGGUCUCAUCUGGUCAACAGCGCUUUUUCAUCGGCCACACAGAUAAAGUGUCAGCUCUGGCUCUGAACUCCAGCUCUUCUCUCUUGGCAUCGGCUCAGACAGGAACACACUGCCUGGUUCGGCUCUGGAGCUAUAGCAAGGGAGAGACGCUAACCAUUAUAAGAACACACACACACUCACUGCACUCACUCAGUUUGUCCUGUAGCGGUGGGGCUCUGUGUGGAGUGGGCAAAGACAGCCAUAACAAAACUACAGUUGUGGUGUGGAACACUCAGCGCGUUCUCAAAGGAGGUGUUGUCUCAGUUGUGGCUAAAGCUCACACAGACGUCGACAUCCAGACCAUGAAGAUAACCUUUUUCGAUGACACACGCAUGGUAUCCUGUGGCGUGGGCAAUGUGCGUUUAUGGCGCGUUCGCGACCACUCUUUGCGCUCAUGCCCCGUUAACCUGGGUCAGUAUCACAGCCUGGAGUUUACAGACCUCGCCUUUGAGCAGGGACACGCUUCAGGACGACAGCCGGAGGACCGCACCCUCUUUGUUAGCAGUAGAACCGGCCACAUCCUAGAGAUUGACUAUGUCUCAGUGACUAUUCAGAAUAUCAGGAGGCUCCUCCCAUCUCAGCAAAGCCACACCCACUGCAGAGAGAAGCAGACCUUCGGUACAGGCCCAGGUAUUGCAGUGAACAGCAUUAGUGUGUGCAGCUCAUUCUGUGCUACAGGCUCAGAGGACGGCUUCCUGCGUCUCUGGCCUCUCGACUUCUCCUCAGUCUUCCUUGAGGCGGAACACGAAGGGCCAGUCAGUCUGGUGUGUGUAUCUUCUGACGGUUUGAGCGUCCUUGCGGCCACCAGCACAGGAAACGUCGGCUAUCUAGACGUCAGUAGCCGUGGUUACCGCACGCUCAUGAGGUCACACACAGACGCAGUGUUGGGCUUCAGCGUGGACAGAACCCGGCGCCAGAUCACCACGGCAUCUCGUGACAGCACCGUCCGUAUCUGGGACAUGGAUUCAGCUCAGCAGCUGUACGACUUUGUAUCGGAUGAUCAUAAUGACACCCCGUCCUCGGUGGCGUUCCAUCCCAGGAUGCCCAUCUUUGCUUGUGGCUCCAGCUCUGGCACCGUCCGAGUAUUUGACAUCCCUACAUCCAGCAUUUUAGCACAACACAGACAGCACCGGGGUGCAGUGGUGGGCCUGGUGUUUUCUCCAGAUGGUGAACGCCUGUACAGUGCUGGAUCUCUUGGAUACCUUGCCCUCUAUAACGCUUCCCAACCAGAAUAUACCAUCCACCGUGUGCUAGGUAACAUGGUUGUGCGAGGUGUGGACCGAGGCCCGGACGCUUUGGCUGUGAGUUCGGAUAGUAAACUGCUGGCAUUUGUCGGUCCCACAGAAUACACCGUGACCAUCACGGAUGCACAUUCACUCAAUGAGUUACUACGUGUGGAUGUGAGCGUGUUAGAUGUCGAGAGCACGACGCUGGAUUCAGCGUUAAAGGUGUGUUUCUCCCCGUCCUCAUUGUCCCACCUGCUCGUCACCACUUCAGCCAAUAAGAUCCUGUGGAUCAACAGAAACACAGGAAAGUUACUGAGAGAGGUAUCCGACGUGCACAAGGAUCAGUGCGCUUCUUUGUCUGUCAGCGAAGACGGACGCUAUCUACUCACUGCCGGACACAAUGCGGUAAAAGUCUGGGAUUAUAACAUGAAACUGGAUGUCAAGUCGCAGGUGUUCAUCGGUCACUCUGAGCCCAUUAAACAGGUGAACUUCACCCCUGACCAGAUGAGUGUGGUUUCAGUGGGUGAUGCCAUUUUUAUAUGGGACUUCCUGGCCCAUCCACAGAAAGUACCUUCCUGCAGGUCACCGGUAUCAGCCGUAUCCCCUCCUACAGCAGGGAAAGGCAAGAGCAUCUCUGCUUCUAAGACAGUGGCUGUGAAACCCAAUGAGGCGGAGUCUAACGGAAGCUUUUCCAGCGGGAUUCCUCGACAGGCGGCGCCUCUUCCUGUCUCACCUCCGCCCAUUUUAGACAUGAUCACCAUAGAGAAGAGGGGGCAUGAGGAUUCCUCUUUCCUGUCUAUCACCGGUUACGCUGAAGAGGUGCAACCUGGUCACAGCUGUUCCCCUGCUCCUAGACACGCCUCCUUCCUGCAGGUCACUGAAAGGGGCGGAGCUGGAAAUUCGGUCACUGCUCCAGCCAGUCAGAUCGCAGUGGAGGAAAACGGAGAGGAGAAGAACCCGAUUCGUCCAGACUGCUACAAACACUUUACGCCUCGUUACAAAACGUCUGCGCUUGACCCGGGUGCUGUAACUCCACCUCCAGGACAAGAAGGACUUAGCCUCAAAGCUGUGAUUGGUUACAACGGUAAUGGGCGGAGCAACAUGGUUUGGAAUCCAGAUACAGGUCUGUUUGUGUACUCCUGUGGGUGUGUGGUGGUGCUGGAGAACCUCCACAACGGUUCUCAGAGACACUGGCUCGGCCAUAGCGAGGAGAUCUCAACCCUCGCCGUAACGCACGACGCACAGACGGUGGCCUCUGCGUCAGGAGGUGGGGCGUCGUCCAAGAGCCUCAUCUGCAUUUGGAACGUUAAAGACGGAGCACGCAGAAAUAGCAUUUCGUUCCACAAGGGCUCGGUACAGAGUCUGGCUUUCUCCAGAGACGACCUCUACUUUCUGUCUAUAGGUGAUUUUGAGGAGUCGACAGUGGCACUGUGGAGCACGCACUCGUUUGAGCUGCUCUGUUCGAUCAGAGCGAGUGUCCCACUGCACGAGGCGGCGUUCUGCCCCGGCAGCGCCAGCCAACUGGCGUACGUCGGCUCCGGCUUCGUCUUUUUCUGCCACAUACACACCCACGGUCGUGGAACGGAGCUGCAGGUCCAGUCCAUGGGUUUGCCAGAGGAGAUCGGCGAGGCUGAGGUCACAUCACUUUGUUACAACAGCAACUUCAUCCUGUAUACUGGGACGAACAGUGGGCGUGUGUGUGUUUGGGACUGCAACACACACCGCUGCUUCAUGACCUGGGAGGCUGACGACGGUGAAAUCGGUGUGUUGUUGUGUCGUGGGAACAAACUGCUCACUGGAAGUAACAGUAAGAAGUUAAAACGUUGGUCAGUGGCUUCAGUGCAAAACCUCAGACCUUCCAGCACCAAGACAAGCAGCCAGACUUGCAACCCUAAGGUGCUCCUCGAGCAGGAGAUGGUGCUGGACGGCACAGUGGUGAGCGCAGCAUUCGACGAUGUCAUGGACAUGGGAAUUGUGGGUACAACUGCAGGAACGCUGUGGUACGUAAACUGGACAGACAACUCCAGUAUACGUUUAAUCAGUGGCCAUAAGAGCAAGGUAAACGGUGUGGUAUGUAGCCCAGACGAGCAUCACUUUGUGACGUGUGGGGCGGAUGGAAGCCUUAGAGUGUGGGCGUUGCCUAGCAACGAGCUGCUGGUCCAGUUUCAGGUGCUCAACCAGAGCUGCGAGUGUGUGUGUUGGAGCCCCACGGUCGGGCACGUGGCUGGAGGCUACAGCGAUGGUUCCGUGCGGAUCUUCAGCAUAGUUUCUGCCGAGAUGGAGUUCAAAUUGCAGCCUCCUCACCACGGCGCUGUGAGCGCACUGCAGUACUCACACCACGGUCAGGUGCUGCUUUCAGGAGGAAAAGACGGAGUCAUUGCAGUCAGCAGCCCAACAACAGGAGCCUCUUUACGCAUCAUCAAUGACCACAAGGGGGCACUCAUCAGUGCUAUACAGUGCACAAGCAAACAGUAUAAAGAGUACGGUCUGGAGGGCAACGAGCUCUGGCUAGCUGUUAGCACAGACCGCCGCGUCAGCAUCUGGGCAUCAGAUUGGGCAACGGACAAAUGCGAGCUGCUGGAUUGGCUGACGUUUCCUGCUCCCGCCCCUCCUCAGGAUGCGGCGAGUAUGCCACCCAGUCUGGCAUCGUUCAGCCCCACAGAGAGGGGAAUAGUGGUUUACACAGGAUACGCUGCUCAGAAAGAACUCACCUUCUACUGCCUGAAAAAGAAGCAGGUGGUGAGGACAGUGUCUCUUACUGACUGGGCUCUGUCUCUCAGUCCGUGUUUCAGAGGAAGACUGCUCGCUGUUGGAUCAAACCAACGUAUACUGAAGCUGAUUGAUUCCUCUAGCGGCCGUUUUCAGGACUUCACAUGGCACAGCGACUGCGUUCACCACUGCAGCUUUAGCCAGUCAGGAACACAGUUAUUCACUACAGCACAUGGAGAGGUCUUUUUGUGGAGUUUAAGAGGCCUGUGACACACAUGUGCAUACACACACACACACACACACAUGCACGCACAGAAAUAGUGUCUCAAAUAAGGUGCUCUAGACUUUAAAAGCUCAACACUAACAUACACAUUAGAGUCCUUAAAAACCAAACACACACACACACACACACACACACACUGUAGACAUAUUACCUGAGAUCACACCUGGAAUUUUGUUAUUAGUUUCAUAGUACAACAAAUCAAAUUCUUUUCCUCUCAGCAUGUGUUUGUUUAGUCACGUCUGCAGUUUUAUUGU
Molecule: messenger RNA, 5947 nt
Organism: Tachysurus vachellii
Lineage: Eukaryota; Metazoa; Chordata; Actinopteri; Siluriformes; Bagridae
Gene: wdr90
Product: WD repeat domain 90
Exons: 41
Coding region: 173-5680 (1835 amino acids)
Cellular component (GO): centriole
Molecular function (GO): protein binding
Source: RefSeq, a predicted model, not a curated record